Messenger RNA from Apiotrichum porosum, 2163 nucleotides. RefSeq lists its product as uncharacterized. NCBI's taxonomy places the organism in Eukaryota, Fungi, Basidiomycota, Tremellomycetes, Trichosporonales, Trichosporonaceae. Gene Ontology annotation, biological process: regulation of transcription by RNA polymerase II; DNA-templated transcription. The transcript has 6 exons. The record is from RefSeq and is a predicted model, not a curated record. Gene Ontology annotation, cellular component: chromatin. Gene Ontology annotation, molecular function: DNA-binding transcription factor activity, RNA polymerase II-specific; zinc ion binding; RNA polymerase II cis-regulatory region sequence-specific DNA binding. The coding region runs from base 1 to 2163 and encodes 720 amino acids.
AUGGAGGCCCGGAGCCAGCCCUACAUUGUCGCACCUACGGUCGUGUCCUCGUCAACAUCCACCAACUCGACAUCCCCAUCAGACACACCACAACUCAUCGCGGGGUCCGCGUCCUAUGCCCCAGUGGGUCAAGGGUCAAGCUUCAUGGGAAUGGAUGGUCAAGUCCGCACACCUUACCAGGCCCAGGCCCACCAACUGCCCGGCGACUCGGCCCGAGAUGGGGACACCGCACCGGGGACUGGCAACCCACCCGAGUUUGCCCCGGACGGGCUGCAACCCAUGGACAACGAGUCCAAUCUCUCUGCCAGCCCAUUGAUCAGGACAGGAGCUGCAUGGCCUGAAUAUUCCCCUACACCGACAGAGCAGCCCUGGUUGACAGAGUUUUUACUGUCCGUGACAAAACCGGAUCAGCCCAGCGCCCAGUUCGUGUCGCCACUGGCCACCAACUUGGACUGGGGUUUUGCAGACUUGAACGUAGACAUCCUUGGCCCUAUCGCUGCUCGGUCAUCGAGUCCGGGACGAUUGCCUGUGCGACACGAUGGCCUGAUGAUGGCUGUCUUUCCUGAAGAGGUGGGUGGUGCAGGCAACCACCCGCAGUUCCAUCACUCGCAGGUGGAUGGUGGUUCCUGGCCACAGGUGUACCACUCCCACACGCCAGGCGUUGGUGCCCAUCUGCCCCACACGUCAGGGCAUGGUCUUGAUUUUAUCGCUCCUCCAGGGAGGACUGUCAAACCCACGGCAAGGCUCAUGAUGCACACGCUCGCCACCCACGCACACCGUCCAAUGUGGUCACCACCCGACCUUCGGAACUUGCCCUCCGAGACUGUGCUCACCUCAUGCGUCAACCUCUACCUAGCCCAUUUCGCGACAUGGCUGCCGAUCGUCGAUUCCCCUAGUGGCAGGUUUAUGACCGACAAGGCAGCGCCUCUGCUACUCAAAGCCAUGGCGGCUGUGGGAUCGGUGUACGCACGGGAUGGUUUAGAACGACUUGCUGCUCCACUCGCCGAGAUGGCCAGAAGAGAAAUAUUGUUCAUUCGCUUCGUGUACGAGCUCGGGGUUGUCCAAUCUUCGCUCCUGCAAGCUGUUUAUGGACUGUACAGUGGAUCGCCAAAGCUUCUGCAGCAAGCUGAGACUACCCGAGCUCAACUGGUGGCAUCGUGCAAGGGAAUGAACUUGCUCGAUUCGCAGGUUUCAGUGGUGGACCAGGUUGGGACGUCGAGUGUCACCCCAGACGACAUUGGCAGGGCCCUGAAGAUGGAUCACAGGCGACGCAGGCUGGGCUGGUGCAUCUUCCUAUUUGAUGCUCAAAUGGCGUGCAUGUUUGGGACGCCUGCUGCGAUUUCCAUGUCGGAUGUCAAGGCGCCACUGCCAACUGUGGCACCGGAUCCUCGUCCCGCCCAGCCACUGUUUGCCCAAACCAUGGCUGUGCUGCUUGAGAAGGGAACUAUUCUUCAACCAUUGGACGAUAUUGGGUUUAGCUGUAUUGCACUUUGUCUCGAGGCAGCGGCGAGCCAGGCGUUCGGUCGCACACCCCCUGGAAAGUACACCCUUAGAACCACGUACGACAUUCAUCCCCAGGCGGUUCUUGACCAGCUUGCACGCCACACGCUCAACUCACCCGCACCGACACACCUCGCCGUCUCGUGUGCUGCCCUCGCCUAUCACGCCCACUUGCACUUCACAGACCCCAAUCUCCUCGACCAAAUCAAACUUGCAGCAGGGAAAGGUAGCGCUGAAAUUAAGGAAAGCGCGCGCAUGCGGAUAAGCGGUUGGAUCAAAGGGAAUCCUGCCGCUGCACGACAUGUGUUCGCCAAUGCCGCCAUGUUGAGUGCACUCAUGAACCAGUUCCCUUUUGACACACCUACCGAACUCGUUUGGGUGUUCGAUGCAGCCCUCUGUAUGUGGGCCUGCGUCCGGUUCUCCGAUCUCUGUCUACCACGCGAUCCCAGUGCAUCUGUCCCCAUUACCUGGUCUCCAACUCCUGCGUUGGACGCUUGGGUCGAGACCGGAGACGCAGGGCUUAUUUUGCCAGGAAUUGGUAGCCUGCCAGGGCUCCCGUGGGCCGCCGUCCUGCAGGCCGCUGCUGAUCGGCUGGAGGUAAUGUCCUGGGGUCUAGCAGGAAGGUACCGUAAGGUCCUCCUAGGUUUGAUGGCUGAGGCAUAG